AUGAAGGCAUUAACGCAUCUAGUCAGACUCUUCUUCUUGUUGCCAGUUGUCUCAGCACAUUACAAAUGGCCAGCUAUGAUUAUCAACGGUGAAGUCACUGGCGACUAUGAAUACGUUAGGAGAAACACGAACAACAUUAACCCUGUCAUGGACCUGUCCUCGACGGAUCUUCGCUGCAAUGAAGGUGGCCUAGACUCAGGCGCCGGGACUGAAACUGUCUCAGUAACUGCUGGAUCCAAAGUGGGAUUUACACUGAGCAACUCAAUUAGCCAUAUCGGGCCAGUGCUGGUCUACAUGGCCAAGGCCCCGGGGGACCCGUCUCAAUGGGACGCGGCUGGUGAAGUGUGGUUCAAAAUCAACGAAUGGGGUCCAGACUUCUCUACUGGGACCAUUAACUGGCCACAGCUCGGCGUCAUGAGCUAUGAAUUUUCCAUACCCAGCAGUGUACCCAGCGGUAAAUACUUGGUGCGCAUCGAACAUUUAGCCGUGCACAAUGCUGCUAAUGCUGGAGGAGCUCAAUUUUUCGUUUCAUGUGGUCAAGUGGAAGUAACUGGAGGAGGGUCAGGCACGCCAGGGCCGUUGGUGGCAUUUCCUGGCGCCUACCGAUCAGAUGACGCUGGAAUUCACUUCAAUAACUACUACCCGCCUCCAACUUCGUAUAGUAUGCCCGGACCCUCGGUUUGGACUGGAUAG
Messenger RNA from Pochonia chlamydosporia 170, 693 nucleotides. RefSeq names its product glycoside hydrolase family 61. The transcript is spliced from 4 exons. The record is from RefSeq and is a predicted model, not a curated record. The coding region runs from base 1 to 693 and encodes 230 amino acids. Lineage: Eukaryota; Fungi; Ascomycota; Sordariomycetes; Hypocreales; Clavicipitaceae.